CCUGGGUCUGGGGGAAUAAGGGGAUUGAGAUUCCUAGGUCCCAAGUUGAAGGGGAUUGGAAUCUGGAAUGCCGCGGUCCUCAAGUGGGGAGGAGUUUGGGGUGGAGUCCUGGUUUUGGGUAAAAGAGCGACAAGGGUUCAGAAUUACUGAUGCCCUCCCCACCCAGGGGGGCAGAAUCUGAACUUUAGACUCUAAGAAAGGCCGAGGCCUGAGAUCUUAAAGUGAGGAUGGAGCUGGGAAGGUGAUCACAUCCUGAAGCCCAGAGAGGACGAGAUAGAACCCUGCACUCCCGAGCGAUAGGCGGGGUGGUGAGAGCGGCGGCUGGGGUGUCGAGGCCAGGUUCUCAAUCUCCUGAGCAAUCGGGGUGUAGUGAUGGGGAGGAUGUACAGGUUCUGGGUGUGGCUCGUGAGAGGACGCCUGAAGGGGGCGCUGUUUCCUCUCCCUCUCCGCCUAUGCGUUCCAGAGCUCUAACCGCAGCUGGAGACCGUGAGGGCGGGGAUGGACCACUCCCCUCCGAGGGGAUGAGCCAGGGGUCCCCCUGCUAACCCACCUCCCACCGACAUGGAAUGAGCUAUGCCCCUCCCUCUUCCGACUUCCUCCUAAUGGAUUCUGGAAGGGGUGGGGGAGGAGGAGGUGUCCGACCCCCUUGUGGCACCUCCCAGGUGUCCCGGAGGCCCAGCCUUUGUUCCAGUCAGGACAGGGUGUGAAAUGUGGCCACUUAUCCCAGGGCUUCAUUCCAACAGUAAGGGCAGUUUUCAGCGUGGAGGGGGGUGAAGGGUGGGGACAAGGUGCACCCAGGAGGCCGGGUUCCCAACCCACUAUUAGAGAUCCAAGAGCCCAACCCUAUGUUGUUAGUUGCUGUCCAAUUGCAUCUUGCUCAUAGAGACCCCACGCGUGAUAGAGUAGAACUGUGCUCCAUAGGGUUUUCAAUGGCUGUAAUCUUUUAUGAAGGAGCCCUGGUAGUGGCAACGGUUAAGCGCUCAGCGGCUAACCCGCCCAGCCACUUCGAGGGAGAAAGUCCUGGCGAUCUGCUCUAGGCUGUAAAAAAUUAAAGCCUAGAAAACCCCAUGGGACAGUUCUACUAUGUCAUAUGGGGUCGCUAUGAGUCGCAAAACGACUUGACUGGCACCUAACAACAUUUUUCUGCCGAAGCAGAUCCCAGGCCUUUCUUCCGCGGUGCAGCUGGGUGGAUUCAAAUCGCCUACCUUUGGAUUAGCAACCCGCUCGCACCACUCAGGUUCCUGCCCAUCCGUAUUAUUAGAUAAAAAAAUAACCCAAAACUUACACUUUAAAAAAAAAAGUAACCAGAAAUUUAGGCUCCCAGCCCUCUCCUUCUACGACCUGGGAGUCAUUGGGGCUCCCAACCUCCAGAAAUCCAGGAGAGGAGCGCGCAAUCCCGGAGGCCGGGGCGGGGAGGGGGUCCCGGCGCCGCCUCCCGGUUUCCGCCACGUUCCAGAUGGCUGGGCCUAGAGCUUGGAGGCCCUUAUAUGGCGCGGACCCGCCGGGGCUGGCCCGGUUGCCCGCCUCCACAGCCACCGCCCCGGGGCCUUCCGCCCUCCCUCCAGCCAUGUGGCUCCCUGGUCGCGUUCGGGUUAAACUCACACGCGCCCCCGCGCUGCCCUGCAGGGCGCACCCUUGCGCCUUGUUCCCUAAAUGCUGCCCACGCUGUUUGUGCUACUGGACGGGGAGAGGGGCGUGGCGGGGCUCCUGGAAGUCACCAUUUGGAUCCCUUGGUGCUUUGUGGCCAAAUUCCUGCCCUAGCUGGGAGCCACGCCCCGCCUGCGGAGCUUUGGUAGUCGCGGGUUCCUUGUGAGCCCACCGGCUGCGCCGCCUGAGUCCCUGGAGGGCGGAGCCCAGGCUACGCUGGACGCUGACGUCUUCUUUUCCCCUCCUGUCUUCUGACCAGCUUUUUCCAGAUAUCUGACAUAAUCCGCCUGCACCGCCCGAUCUUUCCCUGUCUGGGUCCUGAGCUGAGACCGCUGCCAUGCCGGUGACGGUGACCCGCACGACCAUCACGACCACGACAUCGUCGUCCUCGGGCCUGGGCUCCCACACCAUUGUUGGGUCCCCUCGGGCAUUGACCCAGCCCCUGGGCCUCCUCCGUCUGCUGCAGCUGCUGUCCACCUGUGUCGCCUUCUCUCUGGUGGCCAGUGUGAACGCCUGGACAGGGCCCAUGGGUGACUGGUCCAUGUUCACCUGGUGCUUCUGCUUUGCCGUGACCCUGAUCAUUCUCAUCGUCGAGGUCGGCGGCCUCCAGCCCCGAUUCCCCCUGUCCUGGCGCAACUUCCCCAUCACGUACGCCUGCUACGCUGCCCUCUUCUGCCUCUCCACCUCCAUCAUCUACCCCACCACCUACGUCCAGUUCCAGCCCCACGGCCGUGUUCGGGACCACGCUAUCGCCGCCACUGUCUUCUCCUGCAUAGCUUUCGUGGCUUAUGCCACCGAAGUGGCCUGGACCCGGGCCCGGCCUGGUGAGAUCACAGGAUACAUGGCUACUGUACCAGGGCUGCUCAAGGUGCUGGAGACCUUUGUGGCCUGUGUCAUCUUCGCCUUUCUCAGUGACCCCGGUCUGUACCAGCACCACCGGGCGCUGGAGUGGUGCGUGGCUGUGUACGCCAUCUGCUUCAUCUUGGCAGCCGUGGCCAUCCUACUGAACCUGGGCGACUGCACCAAUGCGCUGCCCAUCUCCUUCCCCAGCUUUCUUUCAGGGCUGGCCUUGCUCUCCGUCCUCCUCUAUGCCACCGCCCUUGUCCUCUGGCCCCUCUACCAAUUCGAUGAGCGCUAUGGUGGCCAGCCCCAGCGGCGCAAGGAUAGGUCCUGUGGCAGCUCACACAACUACUAUAUCUGUGGCUGGGACCGCCGGCUGGCCAUUGCCAUCUUGACAGCCGUCAACCUGCUGGCCUAUGUGGCUGACCUGGUGUACUCUGCCCGCCUGGUUUUUGUCAGGGUCUGAAGGACCUGACAAGGGGCUCCCCGUUUCCCCUCUCUCCAACCUUGUUCUUUUCACCUUCCUAGGUUUUAUCUUCUUUUUUUCUGGUUUCUACUUUGUGUCUCCCCUUUCCUCAACCCUCUUCACUUCCUCUUUCAUUCUUCUUGCCCUCUUUUUCUCCUCUUUCCUCUCUUACUGUUCCCUUUCCUUCCAGUUUUGUUUUGUUGCCCACAUCUGUUUUGUUCUGAGCCAUUUCUCUUUUCUUCUCACUACUUUUUCUUCUUUUUGUCUGUUCUCUGGCUUUUCCUGUUUGUUUUCUCAUUUGCCUAUUUCCCACCCACCUCUUCCCAUCUUCCUGUUUCCUCUUCCCAUUUUUCUUGUUACCUCUUCACAUCUUCCUUCUUCAGGUUUCCUUUUCCUCCCAUCUUCUCCCAAGUUCUUCUUCCCAUCUUCCUUCUUCCUGUUUCCUCUUCCCAUCUUCCUUCUUCCUGUUGCUAAGGAGCUCUGAGACUUCUUUCUCUCCUCUCCACCUCCAAAGGUGCUGAGCUCACACAUCCCACCACCCCUCAUUGUAGCUGUUCAUGCCCUGGGUCCCCCAAGGGGCCUCAUUGCCAAAGCAUGCCUGCCUGCCCUAGCUGUGCCUUAGUGUGUAUGUGUGUGUGUUUGGAGGGGUCGGAUAGCUAGGGAUUGGACCCCCGUUUCUCCCAGUGGAAGAAGGUAUACAGUUUACCUCCCUUUCAAGUUAAAAAACUCUGGAGGUCAAUAAUUUCCAGUGGGCAGGGGCUUUAAGCACAGACCUUCAGUGCCUAGGCCCCUGUCUGGCUCCCAGAUUUUUGUCAGGCUUACAAAAAACCCACUGCCUAGAGGCCAUCUUAAAGGGAGCAAGGGGUGGAUGCUGUCGUCUGUGGGAUCCAAAAAAAAGCCAAGUGAAGAACCACAUUGUUUUGAAGACAACUGUCUGAAGUACUUGUGGGGGGAUGGGGGCAGUGAUAUGGCCUUGAAGCCUCAGUAUUAAAAAUAACUUGUCCUGCUUUUUCAGGAGGAGAAGAAAUGGCCACUGCUGGCCUUAAAGGCAUUAUCAGCCUGAUUUUUUUUUUUUCUUUUUCUGGUCAUGAGGGCAAAAUUGACUGGGUAGUCCUGUUCUUCAAAAUGGAUGUUUCUUUUCAAUUUCUUUACUUUUGCGGGGGAGGAGAGGAGGGGUGAGUUGCUGCCACCAUAGCCAAAAGAAUUGCAUCGCUUGAGUGUGUGGUGUGUGCGCACGUGUGUUUUGGUGUGCUAGUUAUUCCUGCUGCUGCUUCCUGCUUUUCUGGGACUCACCUGCAUGACGUGAUAUAUAUAAAUGUAUAAAUAUAUAUUUUAUUUUUUUUUAAUUCCCUGGACCUUCUGGUUCCCCAUCAGCUCCUGCUGUCAUUCAUAGGAGGAUGUUUGUCCCUUCCCCUCCUCCCAAAUCCAUAAUGUUCUUUUUUUUUUUAUCUCAAUAUAAGAUUAAAGAAGGA
Loxodonta africana (African savanna elephant) is the source of this 4425-nucleotide messenger RNA. RefSeq names its product myeloid associated differentiation marker (gene MYADM). Gene Ontology annotation, cellular component: cell-cell junction; plasma membrane. The coding region runs from base 1985 to 2953 and encodes 322 amino acids. NCBI's taxonomy places the organism in Eukaryota, Metazoa, Chordata, Mammalia, Proboscidea, Elephantidae. The record is from RefSeq and is a predicted model, not a curated record. The transcript has 2 exons.